UCUUCAACAAACUUGAAGUUGACUUCAGUUUCCGGCGAUGAUUUGCACAUGAGAUUUUGGAGCAUGAAACCGAACCGUCUGAUCAGCAUCUGCUGCUUCAUUUUCAGUUUCAUCACCGAUGCCGCGGAUCCUGAUCACAUAUCUAUCAACUGCGGCGGAGGUGCAGCGGCGGCGACAGCAUUCGGUGGCAGAGAAUGGCUCGGAGACGCCGCCGCAGCAGAAGGCUCGUCUAAAUCGUCCGCUGUGGCGAGAGAGGUGGUGGCAGGCGUCGAUCCAGUUCCGUACAAGACCGCGCGCCUUUCCCGCUCCAAAUUUUACUACUCAUUGGCCCUAACACCCGGCCAGAAAAUCAUCCGCCUUCACUUCAAUCCCGUCGCCUACCACGGUUUCCCGAGCUUCGAUGACCUUUUCACCGUCGAAGCUGGGCCCUACACUCUCCUCUCCAAUUUCAGUGCUUCCAUAACUGCUCGUGCUCUUUCUCUCAACAUUCUCACUAAGGAGUUCUGCAUCAAUAUCCUGCAGCAACACCAACACUUCAGCCUCAUAUUUUCUCCCGAAACUGAAUCCAAACACAGCUAUGCUUUCAUCAACGGGAUUGAGAUCGUAUCAGUCCCCUCCGCCAUUUCCUACUGCCACGGCGGGGAUAGUGGAAUCCGCGUCGUGGCGCAGAAUUAUAUCGUGCAUCUCGACAACAGCACUGCCCUUGAAAUCGUUCAUCGCCAGAACGUAAAAUGGGGAUCGGAUGAUGGCAUGUUUGGGAUGUGGGAAUCAUCUCUGAAGCAAAAGGCAUACAACCACAGGAUUUGGAGAGUGAGUGUUGAUGUGGGGUUUAGGUACAUGGUGAGGCUUCAUUUAUGCGAGCUCGGCCUCAAAAUGAACAACGAUUUCAUCCUUCUUAUCAAUGACAUGAUUGUUCUCACUAGCCCUGAUGAUUUGGUUUUGCUGCGUCAAAGCUACAACUACAUGGUGGUGGUGGAAGGCCCGAAACACGAGGGGAAGAGAAACAUCUCCGUUUCUCUCCACUCUCGCAGUGAAUUCUUGGAUAAGCAUGGCCCCUUGGAAGGAUUUGAAGUCUUCAAAUUAAGCAACCAUGACAUGAGUCUUGCUAGUCCCAAUCCUCCUCUCCCUUCAAAACCUCACCAUGUUGUUGAUACCGAAUCUAGUGUUAGUCAGACAGCUGUUGUCUUCACGGUGCUUUGUCUGGGAACUGUUGCCUUCAUUAUGCAGAGAGCCCGGGAUGGAGGAGAACCAUUGAGCAGGUCUGAGCGGCUCUGUCGUUGCUUUUCACUAACUGAGAUUGAAGUAUUCACAAAGAACUUCAACCAAGAGUAUGUAGUGGGAAAAGGUGGAUUUGGUUAUGUGUACAAAGGGUUCAUGGAUAAUGGGAGAGAAAUUGUAGCCAUAAAGAGAUUGAAGCCCAGUUCCAAACAAGGGGAGCGUGAGUUUUGGACAGAGAUUAAGACACUUUGUAAACUUCAACAUGCUAAUCUAGUUCCACUAAUUGGAUACUGCAACGAGCAAAAUGAAAUGAUUCUUGUCUACGAGUACAUGCCCAAUGGUAGUCUAGCUGACCAUCUCUACAAUAGGAACAAUCAGUUGCAUCCCCUCUCGUGGGAGCAACGCCUUAAGAUAUGCAUUGGAGUUGGUCGUGCGAUAGACUAUCUCCACACAGGCCGAGAGAUCAUACACCGUGAUAUCAAGAGUUCAAACAUCCUUCUUGAUGAGAGGCUCGUGGCAAAAGUAUCAGAUUUCGGGCUAGCAAAACCUGCAACGGGCAGCGAGGAGCAGAGCACGCAAGUGAGAGGGACGCGGGGCUUUUGGGACCCAAGAUAUGUUGCCACUCAUAGAGUGACACAGAAGAGCGACAUCUACUCUUUCGGUGUGGUGUUGCUAGAAGUAUUGAGUGAGAAACCUGCAACGGGGCCGUGGCAAGCAGGAGGUGGUCUAACUAAGUGGGCUAAAGAGAAGAUUGACAGUGGAGACAUUGAUGAGAUUAUAGCUCAGAGCCUGAUAGGAGAGAUAUCAAAAGAUAGUCUGGUUACAUUUUUGGGAGUUGCGGAGAGAUGUGUGGCUGAUGAACCGAAGGAGCGGCCGAAGAUGACAGAGAUUAUCACCGAGCUUGAGCUUUCACUUGUACAGCAUGAGAAUUAUGGUGUGUCUUCUUUCACUAGGGAGACAAGUCUUGUAGGUGAUCAGUUGUUGACAGUUAGUAAUGUGCAAAGUGAAGAGAUAGUAAUGAUACAUUCAAGAAGAAAGGCAUACAAAGUUUGGUGGGCACUUUUGAAGAGUCUUUGGAAGAUUAGGAAGCCAUCUUCCUGCAAAAUGCAAAUGGUUGGCAUUUCAGCGGCGUCAAAUUUUCAUCGCUUCGAAAGGGAAAGGGAUGGUAUAGCAAUCUAAUUGCCGCCAAAGAGGAUUGGAUGGCAAUGUAAGCAACAUCUAUACAUAAAUAAGUCGUUGCUAAAUUCACAGCUACAGUGCUGUAGUUAAUACUCCAUGUUAUCCUUUUUAAAUUUACUUUGUUAUCUAUGAUUCUGUAAUAACUGGAAACUCUUGGUGAGUGCACAAAACCAUAAUACUGAAAUUACACAUAUAUAUGUGCGUGUUG
Molecule: messenger RNA, 2605 nt
Organism: Salvia splendens (bonfire salvia)
Lineage: Eukaryota; Viridiplantae; Streptophyta; Magnoliopsida; Lamiales; Lamiaceae
Product: receptor-like protein kinase FERONIA
Exons: 2
Coding region: 49-2397 (782 amino acids)
Biological process (GO): protein autophosphorylation
Cellular component (GO): plasma membrane; plasmodesma
Molecular function (GO): transmembrane receptor protein tyrosine kinase activity; ATP binding
Source: RefSeq, a predicted model, not a curated record